AUCCUAAAUAGCUGGACAGUGAGACCUUUGCUUUGGCACCUGACCUGUGACUACAGGGCUAGUCGUCCUCCUCAUGUGGGCAGUAUUUAGAGAGUCCCGAGGAGAGAACUGGAGCAGAAGGACCCUGCAGGAACUCGCUGUCCUUCUCCCUCCUGCUGCACCCUCUGUUGCCAACAUCUUCUCCACCAUGUCACUUUCUGAAGCAGAGGUGCAAAGUGCUCGUGGUGCCUGGGAGAAGAUGUAUGUGGAUGCUGAGGACAAUGGGACAGCUGUGCUGGUCAGGAUGUUUACUGAACACCCAGACACCAAGUCCUACUUCACACAUUUCAAAGGCAUGGACUCUGCCGAAGAGAUGAAACAGUCAGAUCAAGUCAGGGGCCAUGGCAAGAAGGUUUUCAGUGCCAUCAACGACAUGGUGCAACACCUGGACAACUCUGAGGCUUUUCUUGGGAUAGUGACCCCACUUGGCAAGAAACAUGCCACCCAGCUGAAGAUUGACCCCAAAAACUUUAGGGUGAGUGAGCAGCCCUCUUCCCAAAGGGUGUAAUUAUGAGGAGGGCAUGUUUUCCCCUUUGAGGGGUAGAACUGCGGAACAUAGGCUUUGUAUGUUGGAAUACAUAUAUAUGCCUCAGAGAAUGGAGGUGGUGGAAGGUGAGGAGGUUGGUGGUGGAAGAUGGCAGGAGUGAGAGAUCUGGCACUGGUGGGGAAGAUGGCUGGACAGCAGAUGUGGUGCAGGCAGGUGAUGUGGUGGGAGCUGCACAGCUGCCCACGAGCUGUAGAGGGUUUUCUCAGAGCAAUACCAUUCCCACACCUGCCAUUUAAUAACAAGAUACAGAAAAGCACUUUAAUACUGGACUUCAGUCCCUGAUGUAUUUUUUAUCUUGUAACAGGAGCUGAGCUUUUCCAGGACAACCAAACCAGCUGUUAUUGAGCAACAAUGACAACAGCAGUGUCAUAAUUAAACAAACUCAAAUAAUAAAUACAGGAUCAAAUUACUUGCCCAGAUCCACCUAAGAUCACUAGCAGAGUGCAUUUAUAACUCUUUUGUCUGCCUUACACAGCAAAAAGAGGCACUUUCUGGCAAAGUUAUAUCCAAAUGAAGGUGAUUUCAAAAGCAGUGGGCCCAAUUUUCAAUGAGUGGGAAAAUAAGGGAUGAUUUCUGGCUGAAAAUACUUCUUCAGGGUAAAAAUGCACACAAAACAAUAAAUGCUGUACAGGAAAGGAGUUGGCAUUGCAAAAUAUACCACCUGACUUACUGCAAGAACUCUGCUACAGAGUGCUGGAUAGCUAAUGAGCAAGAAAGGUCAGGGAAAAACUUAGCCCUCAAGCCGUGUUUUCCAUAGGUGUCCAGCAAAGGGCUCAUCAUGGCCUUGAAAUAUUUGGGACAGUCCCCUGCCUGGAGAAGGAUUGCAGUGGAUGGACGAAGCACAUCAGUCCUAUACAGCCAUCCUUAAGUGAUAGGUGCAGUCCACAUUAACUAGGGUAAAAACACCAGCAGCAGUUUUUUUGUGAAUUCUCUAAUGCAGAUAUUUUCCAUGCCCUGUUACAAGCUCUGCAGGUCAUGUGCUCUGAAUUGUUCUUGUACCCCUUUCCGCCCUCCAAGAAUCCCAGCUAAAGAUAGGUAAGUUCUUAUGCCUCUAAUAUGGAGAAAGUUCACACUAGCUGUUUCUUCCCUUCUCCUUGUUUAGAUUAUCUGUGACAUUAUCUUACAACUGAUGGAGGAGAAAUUUGGCGGAGACUGCAAAGCUUCCUUUGAAAAGGUGACCAAUGAAAUCUGUACCCACCUGAACAAUAUCUACAAAGAGGAGGGUUGGUGAGGAUGUGCACCUCCAGGCUCUUCAAACAACUUGCCAGCAUUGAUUUGCUGCUUUUGGGCCCCCAGCCACAGCUGGAAAAAUUAAAAUUUAACAAUAAAAAAAGCAAGAAAAAAGGCUUAUACAAUAUAGAAUAUCAAUGUCAAUAAUUUCCUUAGCAAACUGAGUUUCCACAGCUGAACAAAACCCACAGAUACAUCAGUCAACCAACAAAUCCUGAUACGCCUUGCAGUUUGUUUCAGGUGGGUUCCUCUGGCCACUGUCCUUGAAGACUGCAUUUUAAGAUGAUGACUUUAAGCUUUCUAUUCCUAAAAGAAAGACUUGCUCCUGCCAGCAGCACCAGCAGCCCUUUGGCUCAACUACCACCUCUCUAUCCCCAUGACUGACAGGAAGGAGACCAUCUGAAGCAUCUCCAGAAUCUUGGUAGAGGUCAUUAUUUAAGAGGCUUGAGUUUUGUUUUGUGUUUGAACUUAAACAAGGGGGAAGUGGUGUAUGGGAAUGCCCAGCAUCUGGGAGAGACUUGAGGAAAGUCCCAUCUUGCAUGAGCCAGGAGAUUCACCCAGCCUUGGCUUCUCAGAGCAGCUUUCAGCACAAGGGAUGACAACACUGAGUGUGGUCACCACUGGACUCCUCUGGGUUGGGAUGAACGUCUCCAGGUGUGGAUUUCACUGUGUUACUCCCAGGAAAUUACUUGGGCUGAGUUCCCACAUGAAGCAAGAGUAGAGCUCACUGGCUCUUGUGCACUCAGAAUGCACCCAGCUGAUGGAGACUGCUGCCUUGUUGUGUGGGCUGCACGGGAGCCUCAGCCUGGCACGGGACUCGUUCUGUCCAGUCACACAGCCUGAGCCUCCCUUCAGUGCUAACUGAACUAUUCAAUUGCUUUUCUUUGUAUUCCUUAGACUUGGUGAAAUAAUCAGCUAGUAACUGCAAAUAACCACAUGCUGGUUUGCUUCAGUGUAAUGCAAUAAACAGAGAAAGCAGAUGUACCCUCUCAUUUGCUUCACAGAAAAGGUGAUGUGCAGCAGUGGCAGCUGGUUUAAGUGCACAUUUACUGGAGGUACUGGGGGAUUUCCAAAACCAGCUCCAGCUCCCACCCAGGCACUCAUCACACUUGUGGCAGUCAGGCUUCUCAUGGGUUUCCCUUAACCAUAAUGCAACAGUUUUGUAAACAAGUAAAAAUGCAGAGGUUUCCUUCAUUUAACAUGUAGCUUUCAUCACCCACUGCAUUUAGCAAAGGAUGCUACAUCCCAAAGUCCAGAAGGGGAACUCUAGCCAGAGGGGAAGAUGGGGCAGGCUGCUUUAUUUGCUUCAGUUUUCUGUUCAGCUCAGGGAGAAAGGGAA
Messenger RNA from Serinus canaria (Common canary), 3155 nucleotides. RefSeq names its product cytoglobin-1-like. The coding region runs from base 74 to 547 and encodes 157 amino acids. The transcript has 4 exons. Lineage: Eukaryota; Metazoa; Chordata; Aves; Passeriformes; Fringillidae. Gene Ontology annotation, biological process: oxygen transport. The record is from RefSeq and is a predicted model, not a curated record. Gene Ontology annotation, molecular function: oxygen binding; heme binding; iron ion binding.